ACGGUCCUUCUCUCUCCGCUCCCCUCUCGCGCGCCCGUGCACAGACACCGCGGCCUCUCAAUCACAACAGAAUGGAGCGCGAGCGUGACGCCACGGAUGCACGAGCCGGGCGCAGACCAAUUGCGUGUGAGCAGCUGGACGCCGCUGUCCGUGAAACCGCCAACCUUCUAACCGGAGCUGUGAGGAGCUUCAGCAGAAACACACCGAGAGAGAAACUGAACGAGUUCCUCUGAGAGCAGCUCUCUUUCCUGAACCCUUUUAACGGCGCUUUACCGCAUGAGAUCUUCAUCAUCUUCACACUUCUUCACCUGAGGCAGGACGGAUGGAGGCUCGGACCGACUCCUGGUGAUUCAUCCUCAUGCCGCAGCUAUGAGUAACACGCACCCCAACACCUCUACUUUAAUCCCGGAUGUGCAGGAGGUGAGGAACGUGAGCGUGGAUCUGCUGCCUCUCAAUCCCUGGGAUGUGGUACUGUGUGUGAUGGGAACCCUGGUGUGCUGUGAGAAUGCCUUGGUGCUCGCUCUGAUAGCUCACACUCCCUCCCUGCGAGCGCCGAUGUUUGCGCUUGUGGCCAGCUUGGCGUUUGCUGACCUGCUGGCCGGUCUGAGUUUGAUCCUGAACUUUAUCGUCAUCUACAUGACAGACACUGACUUUGUGAUGUUGCUGUCAGCUGGCCUGCUUAUCACUGCCUUCUCAGCCUCGGUGCUGAAUGUUCUGGCCAUCACAGUGGACCGUUACCUGUCUCUGUAUAGCGCUCUUACAUACCACACAGAGCGUGCUGUCACCUUCACCUACGUGAUAAUGAUGCUAGUUUGGUCUACCAGUGCUGCCCUCGGUGCGUUGCCCGUGCUUGGCUGGAACUGUCUGCGUGAUGAAGCGACAUGCAGCAUUUGUCGUCCUGUGCACAAGAGCAACGCGGCCGCGCUCGCUGUCUCCUUCCUCCUCGUCUUCGCUCUCAUUCUUCAGCUGUACCUCCAGAUCUGUAAAAUUGCCGUGCGUCACGCGCAGCAGAUUGCCGUACAGCGGCACUUCAGGGCCGCCUCACAUGCAGCUUCUGCAGCCAAAGGCAUCUCCACGCUGUCAGGUAUCCUGGGCACAUUUGCGCUCUGCUGGGUUCCACUUGCCUUGUACUCACUGGUGGCUGAUACAUAUUACCCAGCAGCCUACACGUACGCCACUGCUUUUCCAGCCAUCUGCAGUUCCAUCAUAAACCCCAUCAUCUACGCCUUCAGAAACCCGGACAUCCAGAGGUCACUGAGGCUCAUUUGUUGUGGAUGUUCGCCGUAUGGCUUUACAAUGCGACCACGGACACCUAGUGAUGUGUAACAAUUUUCUAAAUGCAAAAAUCAUCUUAAAAAAUAUCUGUCUGUAGCUUCUGUGGCAUGUGUGAUUACCAGAAACAAGGAUUUCAACAGAUUCCCUGCAAAGGAAAAACCUGAAACUUCCAAAUAAAGGAAGCUCUCCACAGUUUCUGGUGAAUACAACAAACAUUUCUGUAUUUUGGAUGAAUUUCUCAGCCGAAGCUCUGAUCUGUUCUUUCAGAGGGAAGAAUAAGUGCCUCUGUGUAGUGUGGGUCUGGUCAUGCACAGAUAUGACAAAUCCUUAGGUUAUUACUGUAUUGUUUGUCUUGAAGAAGUUCAGGAAGAAGUUCAGGAGAAUCCCAAGGCUUUGAUUCUCCGUGAAGUUGGCGUAGAGAUUUUCUCCUCUUCCCUCAGUGCAGGUGAAACUCCAGUCGUUGGUAAUCGCACAGACACACAGACGCUACAGCCGACAGACAGAAGUUUGACUUUAACAUGCAGAGAGUGUCCACAUUUCGUAAUGUUCAUGUGUAUGGAAGUUGUGUGUUGUGCGUGUAAUGAUCUUUAAAUCAUGGUCUGCUAGUUCACAUUGGUGUGGUUAAUGUCUUUAAUCAAAAUCUCAUAGUUAGAGUUUAUAUAUGAAAGAAAUGAUGCUGACACCCAUUUAAUCAACACUUGUCUAAACACCAAACUCAAAUGUAGCACGAAUCCUUUGUGGUCAGUCACCUUUAAGCACUGUGAAAUGCCUACAGGCUUCCAGACUAUCACCAGAACUGAUGGACAGCAGAGAACAUCAAUGUUCACUGCAUCCCUGGCAAUAUCUUUAGAAAUUGGCUUAUUCACUUGAAACUCAGGUUGAGAGACAGUCGUGAGGGUGAAAUGCUGCCAGUUCCUGAUGGCACCUGCUUAAGGUGUUUAUAGAGCACAGCUUGGUCAUUUUUCUGACGAACCUGUUCAGGAAAUAUCAACAGAGAAAUCCUCAAACUGUGCUAAGUCAUUUCAUUGUUAAAACCAAACAACUGUGGCGUCAGUAACUGCUUACACGACAGAGACAAUCACCAAAACCUGAACUCUGAAGGAGAAAUAGAUUUACCUGGUGUUAACUAAAUAAUUUAAAUAUUUGUUCGAUGUCAACUGAGCUGAAGCAAAUCUGAUCAAUUUUAUUUAUUUCACAAAAUAAAUAAAUUGUGUUCUGUGUUAAUCGUCACAGAAUGUGAGAGCAGGUGAGAUGGAGGGAAGGGGCGUGGCUUCCAGACCGGAUCAUCUGUUGUUUUAUUGGUUAAUAACAUGCUGAUCCUCUGGAGUGUUAAUGAGUAAAAAUCAUAUUCGUGUAAUCCUCAUGGAUGUUUAAUAUCACACAUGCCUCGUCUACAGCACUGCUUUUUUAUCCCAGUGCUUCUCGCUCCCGCAGGUUUGGAUGCACACCCCUACAACAGAGCCCUGAUUAUGUUCUCGUACUGACGACCGUCACUGAAACUCAUCCUGUGCUAUGAAGGCAUUGCAAUAGGAAGCACCUACACAGCAAAAAACCUCAAGUGCUUAAGUUCACUCCACAGUGUUCACUCAACACUUCCAUGGACAAUAAACACUGUUUGUAAUGUUCCUGUGAGGUGUCAGAGUUACACGUAGGCAGCGUGUUCAUUGGUGCAGCUUCAUAUCUUAGUUACUGCAUCUCUUGCUAGUAUUCACAAGUUACAUCGAUGUUUUUGAAUGAAAAAUGAUAUAGAAAAUAAGCCCAGAAGUUAUGGGGAAUUAGUUAUAAGAAAAUCCCCCAUGAGAAUGAAGCGCUGAUGCUGAAGACUCUUAAAUAAGUUCAAUAAAUGACUGCUAAAUAGUUUCAUAAUUAAUUAAGAACACUUUUCUGUAAUCUUAACGUUAAUCAAUACUAGAUUCAGAGUACAGAACAACGGAUUUCUGUAAAUCCACAGUUUGAACAGAAUGAUAUGGAGGUUUCAUGUCCCUGUGAAUGAACUGUUACUAUAGAAACCAUAACAUUGGGAUAAGUUCAUUAGUAUAAACCUGUGAUUGAUUAAUAUACAGCAUUAUGGUGUAAAUGGUUUCAUCACUCAGCCAUUUAUAUUCUAAAAGUUAAAGAUAAAAAGCAGACGUGUAUUUAGUGUCCUUCACUAACCUCAAGCUAACAUAUAAAACUAGUCUCAUGACCACAGAUUCAAGUUUUCUCAUCUGAGUUUCACAUGAUGUCAGCGUGGAGAAUAGAAAGAAAUCUCAGAUUCAUUUUGCCUUACCCGUGUUCUCAUUGGCAAUAAUGUUCUGUACUGUGUCUAUUAAAAACAAACAAUGCAUAAUGAAGUAAUAAUAUUCUUUUGUAAAACUAUUAGAGGCAAAUAAACCUGCUGCCUGCUUGUUAACAUGUCUGUGAUAAGUAGCUUGCUGGGCUGUAAGGUGUGACUGAGCCCUUAGAGAUCUCUGACAGUAUCUCAAUAUUGUGCACUGAAACUUUAGCUCAUGGUUUGUGUGUGUGUGUGUGUGUGUGUGUGUGUGUGUGUGUGUGUGUGUGUGUGUGUGUGUGUGUGUGUGUGUGUGUGUGUGUGUGUGUGU
This is a messenger RNA of Tachysurus fulvidraco (yellow catfish), 3857 nucleotides long. RefSeq names its product G protein-coupled receptor 185 a (gene gpr185a). Gene Ontology annotation, biological process: G protein-coupled receptor signaling pathway. Gene Ontology annotation, molecular function: G protein-coupled receptor activity. The record is from RefSeq and is a predicted model, not a curated record. The coding region runs from base 370 to 1326 and encodes 318 amino acids. Gene Ontology annotation, cellular component: membrane. The transcript is spliced from 2 exons. Lineage: Eukaryota; Metazoa; Chordata; Actinopteri; Siluriformes; Bagridae.